GUAGUAAGCUGCCCAAGGAGCAAAUUACAGUUAAGUGCCUUGCUCAAGGGCACGUCGACAGAUGUCACGUGGUUUAUUCAAACCAGGGACUUUUCGGCGAAUAGCCCAAAGCUUUAACUGCUAUGCUACCUGCCGCCCACUGACCUGAAAAACAGGUGAUAAGAGCAAUUUAGAAUUCGCUCCACCAGGUGCUUUGUGUAGGGCAGGCUACCGCCUCACUGAGGGAUUUCAGACAAAACAGACCUUGAACGCGGGUAUUUACACUCUAUGACUCCCAGGUAAACAGUCUGUUUCAAUAUCUUGAGAGUUCUCCGUUUGAUUUUGUUUCCAACUAAUAUAUUACCCCACUGCUGCAAAGGAGAGCGAGAUGCGUGGGCGAUAUAAAAGUAAGGAGAACGCGGGCAGUGAAUGCAUCCAUGCUUUUGAGGCGAAACGGGACAUUGGAAACGGGCUGUUUAGGAGUUACGACUCAGAACCUGCCAGCUACUCGGAGGGGCCAAAUUCCCCAAAUGGAGGUAUCCUGACAAGUUUGGACGACGGGAAUGGGCCUUCGACAAUGAACUCGUCUUUGACAGGUCCAAAACGCUCCAACUAUGACGGUGAGAAAAGGUACCUGGGAGUCAGGGUCAAAAUGCCUGUGAGAGACAUGCUUAAUAAGAUUCGCAUAGCGAAGGGAAUGGACCCAAAACAUAUCCAGGGUAACUGCGGCAAGGCAUUGAAAGGAGAGAAGAAACGGGUGAAUACCAAUAGAGAUCGCAGAAGUAGCAAGAGAAAACAACCUACAAAGAGCCUGGAGGAACUCGCCAUAAUAGUGGAGGUGUUGGAGGAGGAUCUCAAAGCCAGCAAACCAUACAGCCAGUCUAACACGUCUGAGUCACCUGAUUACAGCCCAGAGCCCAACGUGCAACCAUGGAAUAGUCCAGAGCAACUCCAGCAUAGUCACUCAAUGAAGUUCAGUCAGGAAAAAAAGAUGCCACAACAAGCUACAAACUACUGUAUGUCAGAGCUAAAGCUAUCCCGCUCUGCACACAAUCACAACACUAGUGUUCCUCCGUUGAACUCCCAAGGACGGUGUAUCAACGACGAAUCCGACAAUAUGAUGCCCAGUCCAGAUUCAUAUAUGACUUACUCCCCCAGCAACACCAGUGAAUGUCAAGUGCCAUCUCCCCAAUAUUCGGGCUUUGCUAGCCCCCUGUCCUCCAGCUAUGAGUUAGGUCAGGAUGGAGGUAGUGACUACCAGGAUAGCUUUAGCCCCCAGUGCCAGGAUAGCUUUAGCCCCCAGUGCCAGGAUAGCUUUAGCCCCCAGUGCCAGGAUAGCUUUAGCCCCCAGUGCCAGGAUAGCUUUAGCCCCCAGUGCCAAGAUAGCUUUAGCCCCCAGUGCCAGGAUAGCUUUAGCCCCCAGUGCCAGGAUAGCUUUAGCCCCCAGUGCCAGGAUAGCUUUAGCCCCCAGUGCCAGGAUAGCUUUAGCCCCCAGUGCCAGGAUAGCUUUAGCCCCCAGUGCCAGGAUGGCUUUAGCCCCCAGUGCCAGGAUGGCUUUAGCCCCCAGUGCCAGGAUAGCUUUAGCCCCCAGUGCCAGGAUAGCUUUAGCUCAUAUUGGCUCAGCUACAUGGGCCAGAAUUGGAACAGCACAGCAUACUUCUGGAACCAGCUCCAGAGGGAGGAGAGCUUACUGGCGGUGGUCUCUGACACAGAGGUUCUGGCCACAGACAGGAACGGAAGGACAGCUCUCCACAGAGUUGUGGGUCAAGGCAAGAGGGCCCUGGGAUAUGUGAUUGCCAAAAGGAUGGCAGCUCUGAAUAGGCUGGAUGUCAAAGACUCAGAGGGAAAGACUGCACUUCACCUGGCUGCCCAAAAGAACCAACACCUGAUGGUGGCUGAUCUGAUUCACCUUGGUGCCUGUGUGAACGAGAAGGACAGGAGUGGAAAGACAUGCCUGCACCUCAGUGUCGAGAAUGGAUACAUUCGAGUUCUGGAGGUUCUGAAAAAUAUGAUGAAAGAAGGGAUUUAUGUAGAUGUCGAAGCUACAGAUAAUUAUGGACUCAGUGUGUUUCAGUGUGCAGUUGUGGCUCUGAACGUCACCGUGCGAGAGCUGGAGAGAAGUGUGGCACCUAGUCAGAUGAGACUCCACACACUGCGCAAGGAGCAGAUGAUGGAGACACUGGGGUGUCUGCUGCAAAUGGGAAGCUACCAUCACACUCUGGUCAGAGUCUCCCUAUAUAAUAUAGGCGGCUAAAGUUUUCCAUUUGGAAGUCAUAAUGUGUUUAAGUUACUAAGCUAAGAAUGUGUUAAGUUUGAACGAAUCCACACAAAUAUACAGAUACUGGAGUACUUCAAUAACCAUUCAUUCUCUGUUUGCUUGACAGAGUUAAGCGUUGAAGUACAGGAGAUUAAAAUGCUGUCAACAACUCUCCCUUAGGAUAAUCAAUCAAAUGUAUUUAUAAAGCCCUUUUACAUCAGCUGAUGUCACAAAGUGCUAUACAGAAACCCAGACUAAAACCCCAAAGAGAACGGUGGCUAGUAAAAACUCCCUAGAAAGGCAGGAACCUAGGAAGAAACCUAGAGAGGAACCAGGCUCUGAGGGGUGGCCAGUCCUCUUCUGGCUGUGCCGGGUGGAGAUUAUAACAGAACAUGGCCAAGAUGUUCAAAUGUUUAUAAAUGACCAGCAUGGUCAAAUAAUAAUAAUCACAGUGAUUGUAGAGGGUGCAACUGGUCAGCACCUCAGGAGUAAAUGUCAGUUGGCUUUUCAUAGCCGAUCGUUCAGAGUUAGAGACAGCAGGUGGGGGGAGAAUGCAAAUAAAGUGGAAGCAAAAUGGAGUCCUACAAGUUCAUGCAAGGAGUGGUCUCCCGACCCAGUAACUUGAGCUACUUAACUUGUUCAGUAUUUUUCAUAUGAUUUCCAAGGGGGGUUAUAGACAAGAGUCCUUAUUUAUAGUACUGUACAUUUUAGUUUUUCUUUGUUUUAUUGCACACACAAAUGUAAAUGUCAUUUCUUGCUGUACUAAAAUAAUUGUGUUUUUGAUGUAUCAAACACAUUUUGAUUUGGUUACAGUUUGAUUUAAAAGGAUCCUCCAUGAAAUGAAUAGUUUCCAGAAUCUAUUAGAUUUAUGGUUCUAAUUUGGUGUUUGUCUCUUUCUUAGGGGAACUACGUGACUUAGAUGGUGUCCAUCCACAGCUGUUCCUUAUGACAUUAUGUGUGCAUCUGCCAAGCAAGGCAUGCCAGAGAACUGACAGUUAAUGUUUCUGAGUUGUUACAAGCUUGAACUUGUCUUGGAGAAAGGCCAAUGUGGUUUAGAAAGCCUUUAAUAACCUAUCUCUUUGUUACGUGGCUUUAAAGUGAGAGGCUUUCUUCAAGGCAAGGUACAAGUCUUAUGUAAAGCAUCCAAGGUUUUAUGUUAGCUGAAACACAAUUGUAAAUUGAGUGUUUUUGUGGCUUGCGUUAAGACUUUGGUUGCACAUUGGCUGGUUUCUGUGAAACUUCCACUGUUUGUUACAUUAAAGUAGCAAAAUGUUAAUGCAAGUUAAGCUCAAUUUUAUUUGGUGAAUGUGUUAUUGGUGUUGUAUGUAAUACAACAAGGGAGUCAAAUUCUUUCAUACUCACAUCUUGGAGGGAAAGUGAUAAUGUUCAAAGCAGCUAGUUUGGCCGGAAAGUUGCCAACAUGUUGUUCCACGGUUGAAAAGUUUAUUAUACGUCUGUAUGGGUGUGUGCAUCUGUGUGUGUAUUUUUAUUCUGUAAUGAAUACCAGGGUUAUCAACAAUAUUCUUAUGUGUAUAGGCCUAUAUGUUGAAUGUAUGUUAAAGGUGAAAUCCAUAAGUUGGUCUCAGCCGAUGGAGAGGGUCAUUGUAAGUGCAAAACAAAAGAAGUAGGGGAACAGGCACAUUCAUUGGCUUAAAUCCAACCACAUUGUACUUUGUGACAUUUCCACAGGAGACAAAGAAUUUGUAAUUUUACUGCUUUGUUAUACAUUUUUGUCUGGUGUCGCGUUAUAUUACCAAGAUGGUCAUCUUGUACCAGACACAUUCAAGGCUUGUGAUAAUGUGUGUGGUUACAGGUUUUUAAAAUUGUAGUGAAGUGUCAUUUACAAGAAAUAUAUAUAUAUAUAUCUUAAAGACAUUCACAAAAUAUAAUUUACUAUGAAGCAAAAAGGUUGCUCUUUAUUUCACACAGUAUGUCGGCAUUGCUCUUUUUGUAUUGUUGACAGUACAUUCAGAGGGCGGUCAGGUGAACUGGUCCACUAGUACAACCAUGAAUCUCUGAUCUUUGUUGUUUUUAUGGUAGCGCUUGGGUGUUAACCCUGAAUUCUUUGACUAAAUCCUUUGGCAUUUUAUAAUCCCAUUAAUAUGCAGGCUGUGUAUCGCAUACUUUCGAUACGAUAGCAUUUUAUUAGUCCCUGAAAGGACCUAAUUUCUUCACUUAAAAAUAUUUGGUGGUUUGCAUGGUGUUGUUUUUGUAAGUAAUGAUUGUGAUGUAGCUGGCUUCAUUUCAGCUCCAACUAUUUAAAGCAGUUUUUAUGUGCACUUUUUUUCUUAUAGUUGUAAUGGUAUAGUUGUUAGUCAUUUUUAUUACACAUAUAGUAGUAUGUAGUUGUAGUGGUGUAGUAAUUGUAUUUGACAUGCAUUUUUGUUCAAGUUUUAUGGUAGGACGAGUAGUAAUUGUAGUGUUGUGUGGCUGCAGUAGCAAUGUAGCUAGCUGUGGCUGCAACAGCAAUCAUAGGAGUUGUGGUAGAAGUAGUGAAAGAUGUGGCGCAAAGAGAGUAGGAGCAGUACUGGCUGGUACUUUUAGUAGGAGUUGUAUGGCCUUGGUUCACAGCACUCAUAUGAAGUUCAUGAAAACCCUUUAUUUUUUUCUAUUAUGGUUUUGUUAUUGUUUCGUACAUGUAGCGCUUUAACAGGGGCUGAAUUGGGACUAUGUAGGUGGUGGAAAUGUCCCUGAUUUCUAUGGAAUAUAUUCAAUUUCGACUCUAUCCUGUCUACUAACAUUUGGUGAUAGAGCUCAACAAUCUCCAAUUCAACCCCUGGCAUGAAUAUACAGAUGUAGGAUCUUAAUUUGACCCAGUUUGCUACAGAAGGAAAAUAGUCCUGCAUCAACAGGAAAUGGGAAUUAUGAUGUGGAUUAUAAUUAAUGGAAAUGUAUGAAGGGAUACAUUAUUUAUAAGGAAAAAUGUCAAAGUAUAAAGAACAAACUUCAGAAUCAUUUUUAAACCUAAAUAAACGACACAAUUUACAAAUGAAGAUCCUACACCUGUAAAGUAACUAUUUUAUCCCACUAUAAAGGGAAUAUUAUCUGUAAUCUGGUGUUUGGUAUGUAAUGUUUUAUAUAUAUUUGUAUACAUUGAUCAAUAUAAUGGAAACAUGUUUUUUUGAAUGAGAUAUAUGCACAACUCAGAUCUUUGGAAUUGAUUGGAGAUUUUCAAACUGAAAUAAUCAAGAUUAACACACAGAUCUCGGGUUAGAAUUCAGCCAACCUCGUCCCCAGGCUCCGGGUCAACAGAGAGAGCGGGCUGGUGAUGAGAAUAGGAUUCAGUAACAAUAGUCAGGCUAAAAUAGCCAUCCAUGUUCAUUAUUUGUGUGCAGUUCUAAUUUAGACUGGUUGUCUUGAGGCUUUGUUGAUCAACGAAUAAGCUGGAAACUGAUAGGAAUGCAAGCAGCUAUACAUUUGUUUUCAUCUUGCUGGAGGAGGGUUGUUGAACAAAUGAUAGGCUGUCACUCACAUCUUUGGGUUUAGUGAUGCCUGAGUGUAUAAGAUGUUUCUGGUGGUGCACUGUUCCUGAAUGGCAACAUAGCUUGUGCACAGCCCCUUUAUUAAGUUGAUUCAUGUAUACCACUUUCCCAUGACCUUUAUUAAAGAUUAAAAGGAAUUUUACCUGA
Molecule: messenger RNA, 5865 nt
Organism: Oncorhynchus keta (chum salmon)
Lineage: Eukaryota; Metazoa; Chordata; Actinopteri; Salmoniformes; Salmonidae
Exons: 9
Coding region: 368-2233 (621 amino acids)
Biological process (GO): regulation of gene expression
Cellular component (GO): nucleus
Molecular function (GO): POU domain binding; DNA binding
Source: RefSeq, a predicted model, not a curated record